Messenger RNA from Adelges cooleyi (spruce gall adelgid), 1131 nucleotides. RefSeq names its product protein Peter pan (gene ppan). NCBI's taxonomy places the organism in Eukaryota, Metazoa, Arthropoda, Insecta, Hemiptera, Adelgidae. The record is from RefSeq and is a predicted model, not a curated record. Bases 102 to 1067 code for a protein of 321 amino acids. The transcript is spliced from 6 exons. Gene Ontology annotation, cellular component: preribosome, large subunit precursor. Gene Ontology annotation, biological process: ribosomal large subunit assembly; rRNA processing. Gene Ontology annotation, molecular function: rRNA binding.
UAACUUUACAGCCUACGAUGUUCGACGCACGUGCAUCUUAAUAACUAAAUAACCACAGACGUCUACAGUAAACAAUAAGUCGUUGUAACUAAUAUUUAAAAAUGGGUUCUAAGUCUAAACGAAAAUCUACAGUAAAAAAAAACAAAAGGUUAAAGCAGCUUAAGAAAACUGUUUAUCAAGAACCAGAAGACCUAAAAAGAGCACCUCAUUCAUUUGUUAUUCAUAGAGGUCAAAUAGGUAAAAGUCUUUUACAACUGGUAAAAGAUUUCAGGAAAGUUAUGGAACCAUUUACUGCAGCCUCACUGCAGGUAUAUAAGAAAAACACAAUAAAGGAUUUUGUGUCCCUAGCUGGUCCUUUACAUGUUUCACACUUGGCUGUGUUUACAAGCUCUGAUACAGGGGUCAAUUUCCGAGUAGCUAGGCUUCCACAAGGUCCUACCUUGACAUUUAAAUUGCAUAAUUAUGCACUCAGUAAAGAUAUUGUGUCAUCUUUACGCAAACAAAUGGUCAAUCCAAAAUUGUUUAGUCAUGCGCCGCUCAUAGUCAUGAACAAUUUUACUGGAGAAGGACUACAUAUCAAUCUAAUGUCAACCAUGUUUCAAAAUAUGUUUCCUACUAUUAAUGUCACAAAAGUGAAUUUAAAUGAUAUAAAGCGGUGCGUAUUGAUGAAUUACAACCCUGAAACAAAGUUAAUUGAAUUUCGACAUUAUGCAAUAAAAACUGUUCCAGUUGGUUUAUCUAAAGGUGUAAAAAAAAUUGUCCAAAGUAAAGUGCCAGACUUAUCCAAUUUAAAUGACAUAGAUGAGUUUUUGUUAAAACCUGAACUGCUGUCUGAAAGUGAAGUCGAAGACCAAUCGAGCACUAUAGUUGUACCACAAAAGCUUGUUAGUCGAGGUAACAUUGUGGGUACUCAAUCUUCAAUACGGUUAAGUGAGCUGGGUCCACGCCUUACAUUGCAGCUCAUUAAAGUGGAAGAAGGACUAAUGGCCGGUGAUGUAAUGUUUCACGAGUACAUUCAAAAAAAUUAUACAGAAAAUUCAAAAGAUAUACCAAAAGAUUCAAAAUAACACCUUUUUUUGUCAGUUGUUUUAAAUAAAAUAUGUUUAAUAAACUAGUAUAAUUGUUUUAAUA